This is a messenger RNA of Durio zibethinus, 3635 nucleotides long. NCBI's taxonomy places the organism in Eukaryota, Viridiplantae, Streptophyta, Magnoliopsida, Malvales, Malvaceae. The record is from RefSeq and is a predicted model, not a curated record.
AGCAAUUUUAAAUUUCUUUGCUCCUUCUAUUUGCUUGAAAAAUGAUGGACAAAAUCAAAUUCCAUCUUCUUUCGAUGUUGCUGAUCAUGCAUUGCUUCAUGGUUGGCUUUGCCAGGAGUAAGACUGUGACUAAUCUCACCAAUGAUCAGUCUGCGCUUCUUGAAAUCAAAGACCAAAUCAUUGAUCCUCACAAUUUUCUGGACAGCAAUUGGUCCACCAAUAGCUCAGUCUGCCAUUGGAUCGGUGUUUCUUGCGGUGCUCGCCACCAUGGAAGAGUCACCGUCUUGGAUCUUUCAGACAUGGAUCUUACUGGAACUAUCGCUCCACAUUUAGGAAAUCUCUCUUUCCUGGUCUCACUUAACUUGAGUGGCAAUAAUUUGCAUGGCUAUCUACCCAAAGAGAUGGCCAAGUUGCAUCGCUUGAAACUCAUUGAUCUGAGUCAAAACUCUUUUAAUGGAGAGAUUCCUGUAUGGUUUGGAAAUUUAACUACACUUAAAGUUGUAUAUCUGGGUGGAAAUAGUUUCCAAGGUGAAAUCCCUUGGGAGAUUGGUAAUCUUCUUGCUUUGGAGACGUUAUCCGUACAAGAUGCAUGGCUCAUUACUGGUCCAAUUCCAGCUUCCAUCUUCAACAUUUCUUCUUUGAAAGAAAUUUAUCUCAUAAACAAUAGUUUAUCUGGUGGUAUUUCAAAUGAUAUGUGUCAACAUCUUCAAAAACUUGAAUUGCUUAACAUAUACCUCAAUGAAUUUUCUGGUCCUUUUUCCUCAAAUAUAGGUGAAUGUAGCAAUCUUCAAGAAUUAAUAUUAUCCUCUAAUCAAUUCAGUGGGUUCAUUCCUACAAGUAUUGGAAACUUGACCAAGCUCAAAACAGUCUAUUUGGGUGUGAUCCCUUGGGAAGUGGGUAAUCUUCUCUCUUUGGAAACAUUUGUUGUGGAGAACAUGAGCCUCAAUGGUCAAAUUCCAGCUUCUAUUUUCAACAUUUCUUCUUUGAAGACAGUUUUUUUGUACAACAACAGUUUGUCUGGUAGUCUUCCUGAUAACAUGUGUUCCCAUCUUCACAAACUUGAAGUCCUUGAUUUAACUUACAAUGGUAUUUCUGGUCAUAUUCCCUCAAAAAUUGGUGAAUGCAGCAGUCUUCGAAGUGUAUCAAUAUAUGGUAAUCGAUUUACUGGGCUUAUUCCAACAAAUAUGGGAAAUUUAACUAGGCUCAAGCAUAUGUAUCUAAGUCACAAUGAUUUAGAAGGUGAAAUUCCAUGGGAGAUUGGGAAUCUUAUUACAUUGGAGAUAUUUUCUGCAUCAGAUUUACAGCUAAGAGGGCUAAUUCCAUCUUCCAUCUUCAACAUUUCUUCAUUGAAAAUAAUUUCACUGUUAAACAAUAGUCUGUCAGGCAAAUUACCAUCCACGAGCUUGGCUUCAAAUCUUGCGGGGCUUUAUCUAUGGAAUAAUAAUCUCAGUGGAAAUAUUCCUGAUUAUAUAUCUAAUGCUUCUAAGCUCAGAGUUUUAGAAUUGGAACAAAACUCGUUCUCUGGCUUUAUUCCAAACACAUUAGGCAAUUUGACUCUGCUUGAGGUUUUAAGGCUUUCGGAAAACCAUUUGACCACCAAAAGCCGAACUAAUGAAUGGAGCUUUCUUUCUUCAUUAGUAAACUGCAGGAAUCUAAGGAUCUUAUGGAUAUUUUCCAAUCCAUUGAAAGGCGUUCUUCCAACUUCUAUCUCAAAUCUCUCAUCACUUGAAGACUUCAAUGCCAAUGACUGCAAAAUUGAAGGUAGUAUUCCUAUGGAAAUUGGUGGCUUAAACAAUAUUGUACGUUUAAGUCUUUCUCAAAACGAAUUGAGUGGAUCAAUUCCAACAACAAUAGGAAGGCUACGAAAUAUCCAAGGUUUGUAUCUUGAUGAUAAUAAAUUACAAGGCUCCAUUCCAGACAAUUUUUGUCGUUUGGAGAAACUGAGUGAAUUGUCAUUGAGUGGCAAUAUGCUUGAAGGACCGAUACUCCCAUGUUUGGGUGAUUUGACUGCUCUAAGAUCUCUAAACUUGUCCUCCAACAAAUUGUAUUCAACAAUACCCUUCACCUUUUGGAGCCUUAAAUAUAUCUUGAAAGUAGAUUUCUCUUCAAAUUACCUUAAUGGUUCACUUUCACAGAAUAUUGGGAAUUUGAAGGUGCUAUCAAGUGAUAUUCCAGCAACAAUUGGGGGUUUAAAUGAUCUACAAACUUUGUCUUUGUCAAAUAAUAGACUACAAGGUUCUAUUCCUACAUCAUUAGGUGACUUGACAAGUUUGCAAACCUUGGAUUUAGCUAAUAACAAUUUCUCUCGAAUGAUUCCAGAGUCUUUGGAAAAACUCUCCUCUCUCAGUUAUUUUAACGUGGCUUUCAACAGGUUGGAAGGCGAAAUCCCCACUGAAGGAUCCUUUACAAGCUUCACAGCAAAAUCAUUCAUGAACAAUUAUGCACUUUGUGGUUCACCUCGAUUUGGAGUACCUCCCUGCAAAAAUAGCAGCCAUCGACAAUCCAAGAGGACCCUUGUGCAUGUUUUGACAUAUGCUUUGCCACCAAGUGCUUUAUUAAUAUUGGUAGUUACCUUCAUUAUUAUCUUAAAAAGAUGCCAGAAUAGUAUGAAUUCUCUGUCAAUUAAAGAAGAUUCAACAAUUCUAGAAAUACAGAAUAGAAAUAUGUACAACAGACUUCUACAAGCGACAGAUGGAUUUAAUGAAGGUAACUUACUUGGUUCUGGAAGUUUUGGCUGUGUGUAUAAAGGAAGACUUUCAAACGGGCGGAAUGUUGCGGUAAAAGUUUUUAAUUUGCAGUUAGAGGGAGCCUUUAGGAGUUUUGAUGUUGAAUGUGAAGUCAUGCAAAAUAUACUUCAUCGUAAUCUUGUCAAGAUCAUUAGUGGUUGUUCUUGCAUUGAUUUCAAAGCUUUAGUAUUUGAAUUCAUGCCUAAUGGGAGUCUCGAGAAAUGGUUAUACUCUGACCAUUAUUUCUUGGAUAUCCUACAAAGAAUCAACAUAAUGAUAGAUGUUGCAUCUGCACUAGAAUACCUCCAUUUGGGACAUCCAAAUCCAAUAAUUCAUUGUGACCUAAAACCUAGUAAUAUCUUACUAGACAAUGAUUUGGUUGCACAUGUGGGAGAUUUUGGCAUUGCCAAACUAUUAGGAGAAGCAGAGUCUGUGAAACAAACCAUGACACUUGCCACUAUAGGAUAUAUGGCACCAGAAUAUGGAUCAACAGGAAUUGUUUCCACAAAAAGUGAUGUUUAUAGUUAUGGUAUUUUAUUGAUGGAAACUUUCACAAGAAAGAAGCCCACAGAUGAGUUUUUCACUGGAGAAAUGACUAUGAUUCGUUGGAUGGAAGAUUUACUAUCUAAUGGAACAAUUGAUGUUGUGGAUUUAAGUUUGCUGCAAGAAGAGAAAGAACAUUUUAUAGCUAACGCUGAUUGUAUAUCAUCCAUUAUGAAAUUAGCUUUAGACUGUUCAGUUGAGUUACCAGAGAAAAGAAAAGAUAUAAAGGAUGUUGUUUCCAUUCUUAAGAAAAUCAAAAGGAAUUUUUUGAACAACAUCAAGCACGUGUAAUAUGAGUCAAGGCUACUAUUAGAAGAGUACAGAUUUUGGGUCCAUAACAAAGAUUGGUGGAGUGGCUUUAACUGG